UAUGACAGUUGGGCCGGCGCAGCCAUUUCCGCUCCCUCGCGCUGACGUAGCCAGAUUCACACUGCACUCGGCGGUUGUAAGUCGGCUGAUUGUUGGAGUGGGCACCGGGGUCGAGACCGCGAGAGAAUGGUCGGCCUCCGCAGGGGCACGUGAGACACAAUCCGAAAUCGGGACGGUUGAAAUCGAUGCAGCUCCACUUCAGACGUUCCAGAUGAAAGACCCACCAGCCGGCUAAAAUAACUCAUCACUGUCGAGCCCCUGAACGUCUUCGGCUGCUAUCCGGUUACAUUUUUGGGAGGAAGGAAGUGGAAAAGCCCUCGAGACAGACAUUCACACGCCAAGAGGAAGUCUCGAAAGACUGCAGGCUCUUAAAGAGGCCUCGCAGUACUUGACAACCCCACAGGAACAGCUCUGAAAAACGCUAUUUACGUCUUAUUUUUCUGGAUUAUUAUCGAGUUGUGGUGCUUUUCAAACAGGGAUCACCCCGCAACUGGAGAAACAGCUGAACAAAUCGAGCUUUGACCUUUCGUAAGUGUUCAGUACUGUCACGUAAUCAGCAGUUCAGUAGCACAAAUCGGUUCACUGUUAUUGUAUGUUCAAACUGACAUUAUAUACACACUCUGUGAUCUUGUUUACUUCCAAAUUUGACAUUCCUCCAAGGUAAUAUUAAAGAAACAGUCCACAUAGUUCUGUUGUAAGUCAACUGUCUUGAUUGACUCAUCAUACUUUCAAUUUUGGAGGGAAGUAACCAUUUAUGAACAGUUUACAAGAUGGGGAAGAUGCUAUCGAAGAUAUUUGGUAACAAAGAGAUGAGAAUACUGAUGCUCGGACUCGAUGCUGCAGGGAAGACCACCAUCCUUUAUAAACUGAAACUGGGCCAGUCUGUGACCACGAUACCCACUGUCGGUUUCAAUGUGGAGACGGUCACCUAUAAAAACGUCAAGUUCAACGUGUGGGACGUCGGUGGCCAGGACAAGAUCCGUCCCCUCUGGCGACAUUACUACACAGGCACGCAAGGGUUAAUUUUCGUGGUGGAUUGUGCGGAUAGAGAUCGCAUCGACGAGGCCAGACAAGAACUCCACCGCAUCAUCAACGACCGUGAGAUGCGGGAUGCCAUCAUUUUGAUUUUCGCCAAUAAGCAAGAUCUACCGGAUGCCAUGAAGCCGCAUGAGAUCCAGGAGAAGCUGGGACUGACCCGCAUCAGGGAUAGGAAUUGGUAUGUGCAGCCCUCUUGCGCGACCACCGGCGAUGGACUGUACGAGGGCUUAACGUGGUUAACGUCUAACUACAAGUCUUAAUGACAGCGAUUGGCACUGACUGUUUAGGACAAAUAAACUCAGUAUGGGGCAAAUCAGAUGUCUCCCAACAAGUAUUCAUCAUAUUUUGACUUACAGUUAACAUUUUGUUUUGGUUUGAAAUGACCCUUAAAAAUUUAUCUCUUUGAAACGUAAUGAGUUUGGCUUGCUUUUAAUUUUCUGUGAAUUGUGGCAAACACUUGUCACUCACCUUGGACUAUGGCUUAAUAUGACAAAGCAUUCCUAAAUGAAGAUUCUCUAUAUAUUUUUUUCCUCGAAAGUGUAGGUUUUCUAUCUUUGUUGUCUUCAGUUCAAGCUUCUUUCUUUGAGAGUUUGGGGUUUUGUCUCCAACAAACGGUCCAUCAGUGGUUAAAGACAUUUUAUACUGAGAUGUGUCAAAAAAGCUGUCCAGGCAUCUACUGUAGCAAAGCACAGUUUUGCUGAGGAGGUUGUAGCAUACUAACUGUAGGUAGCUAUGUGGUGUAACGGGUGUAAAACCAUGCCAUAAUUAUGAUAUCACUCACAUACAAUGAUAAUCAACCUGUAAAUGAGACCAUGAAACAUUUUAUGCAAAAAAAAUCUUGGGCUAUAAUUUUGGAUGAAAGAAUUGCCAUAGAGAUAAACUUAAACUAGCAUAAUCAAACUGAGUGAUGUCUUGUGCUCUCAAAAGGUUGCUGAAAGGUUUUUGUCUGCAUUGCAAUGUAGCUCAAAACAAGUUAAAAAUAAGAGAUUAGAUUUACAACCAAGUCGAAAAGGAUGCCAUUUGUAGCCCCAUUACCAUUUAGGCUAAACGCAUUGACCAGAUUGUUUUUCACUUACACAUAUGUCUCUAAAAUGUGGUAUUGUUACAUUCUUACAUUUCAAGUGUAGUGCCUGCGGUAGAGUGGACUGAAUUUUUCAUUUUUGAGAGAAAUGCUUAAUUCUGUUCAUUUCCCCUCUUUGCUUUACUCAUUUCGAGAAAUGUGUACAGAAACACCCAUGUAAUUACUUCUUCAAAUUAAACUUAGUCAUUUUAAAAGCUUUAGUAUGUUCUUAUUCUGACCAGUUUGAUGCUGUCUUCCAAGAAUUUAUGUAAGGGGAGUUUCCACUGUCAUUUAUGAAGCCAAAUCAAAGUCAGAUGAAAAUAAGGACAUUCAUCUCGCUUUUUAAAUUUUGUUCUGGGUAGUGCACUUUACAAGUAGUUUAUUCUCACAUUUAGUGAGUAGUUGCGUUGUGGUCCAUGUGUAUUUGCACCAUAAGAACUCUGGAAUCCAUGGUAGACAAAUUGGUAAAGAAUGUGCAUUGGGUUUAAUGUUUGACCUCUUCAUUUGUUUGCACACAGGACAUCUUUCUAAAGGGGACAUGUUAAACAGCAGACUUGUUUGUGAGCCUGUUUAUUUGGUGAAUGAUUCAUUGCAUUAAUUUGCACAGGAACAGAGAGUACGGGAAUUUACAGAUCCUCCCAAGGUCUAAGUUCUAAUCUCUAAUCUAAAAUAAGCUCUAUCAGCACUCUGGUGUUUUGAAGUGGUAUGUUGGAAACAGGUCCGUUCCAUACACCCCCCCCCCCAGCAAAUUUUGCUUUAAAAACAGGAUGUCUCCCGCUUGCUCUGUAAAGGCUGCACAGCUGCUAAACCGUUGCAUACAGAGAAGAGUAAUGGGCGGCCGGUGCUGGACGGCACAAAUGCUGCUCUUGCUGACACAGCUGUAAAUAACAAGUGCUGUGCUCACUUGUUGAUUUGGUGCUUUGAGCGCCAUCUUGUAUGAUUGUUAAACCAGUAGGCCGCUUUUCAUCUCCCACACUCGGUAAGACAGUAUUCAAAUCAGUCCAAGCCACAAGGGCCACAUAAGCUGCUCCCAUUGCCAGAAAUGAGCUGAUUGCUGACAUAUUAACAGUUGUUAUGAGAGUUUGUAUUUGAGCAGCAGAAUUUUCAUUUUUACCGAAAUUGUAGUACACUUGCUUUUAAAAAUAGAGGGAAAACUGAGUUUAGAAGUGAGACUACAGGUUUGCCACGGUCUUGGAAAACCUGAAAAUUUUCAAUAGUGUUUUCCAGACCUGGAAAAGUCGUGGAACUGGAAAUUAAUCAAAUAUUUAAUGUCAUGGAAAAAUAAUCGAAAUGUUUUAUAGUGAAUCUACAUUUUUGUGCUUUGCUUUGUUCUAAAAUAUUCUAUUGGCUAGAUCAGUGUUUCCCGACCUUUUUUCAGUCAUGGCACCCUUUGAGAAUUUACUAAGGGGGCUUUCACACUGGGCACGUUAGUUGCAGUCCGAUUCCGAGUGCGAUUGUUCCCGGUGCCCCCCGCAGCAUUGGUCUGGUUUCAUGCUAACUUGAUUCUAUUGAACCCCUGUCCAUUUUUGUUUCUUAUGUCAUCCCAAACAUGCAUGGAGAACACAACGUGACUCAUCAUACUUUUUGUUUUUUUGUUAUUUUGGUGCCAUUAUGCACAGCAGAGUGAAUGACAACUGUGUAUAUGUGCGCUUCAUGGUGUAACUCAUCAGAUGUCUAGGGGAAGGUGGCUUGCUGCUGCUCGCAAACUGCGUUUUUUGAGGAGACAGCUGAUUGCAAGGAAUUCAUUUGCAUCUUUGUUUACACUGCACGCUUACGUUCGUGUCCAGUGUGAUGUUAUCGCCACUGUCAUCUCCUGUUAUACCCUGUAUUUAUAACCUAUAAUAGUAUUUAUAAGGUGUAUAGACAGACAGACAGACAGACAGUAUUUAUAGUGUUGUAUACCAUUGUGGUGUCAUUACUUUUUUGGGACAUUCAGGAAUGUAUGGAUCCUCGUGUGUUGUCGAAACUAAUGAUGUCGUCAUCAGCUAAAAUGCAUGCGCAGAGUACUUUACUUCCUGAAUGAGUGUGCACCCGAGUCCGAGUUGCUUUCACAUUCACGCGAAUCGCGCUCUAGUUCCAUUGCAACCGAACUCAGACCACCUCCUACAGGUAGUCUUGGGUGCGCUCCCCGGUACGUAUGACAGCUUUCACAUUACCAAUGUUUCAUGCGAACCAUGCUCUGUCUCGAACUAAACUGCCAGUGUGAAAGCACCCAAGGUCAGAACUGUGAAUUGGAUAUCAGGUGACUGUCACACAAACUUUAUUCUCAUGGCUGCAUCUUAUUUUAUAAUCUUCACAAGUUCCUUGGAAUUUAGGGUGCUGCAUAUGGAUUUAUUAAUAACUUUGGAGGUCAAAAGUUCAAAUGAUCUCAUUCUUUCCCUCUUUCUCAGACUCGCAUGAUGUUUCAGCAAAAGCCUUGUGCAGACACCCUUGGAACACUAAAACAAAGGCACAAUAGGACAUAAGGCGUGUUUUGCUGGAAUAUGCCCGUUUGUAAGUGCUUAGUGGUGUGUGUAUAUAGAGGAAAACAGGUGCUGUUUGUGCCUGAUCAGCGUGGUUAGUGGACAGGGUGAACUCCCCAAUGGACAAUGAAUAAGAACAGAAAUAUGUUUGCAUGGUAACAUCCGUGCUGCAGUUUUAAGCUGGUUUAAAGUGCUCACUCUUACAGUAUGAGGAAGUUUGACCGUGUCAUUUCAAAUAGCACACGUUGGACAGUUUCACUCCCACUUCAGUUCCAUAUGGAGUGUUUUACAUUUAAGCACCUGUGUACACUUUUAAACCUUAAAUGACUUUCGUUUGCAUCUCAAAUAUGAUUUAUAUUUCAUAAAGCAGCAAUUUUCAGAACUGUUGGCUUAUAGAAAACCGUUUGUUUGAACACUAAAUCGAAAAGUGCUUUAUUUGGUACACUAGUAUUUGUUUUAAUUCUAUUCACUGUCCAGUCAUUGACAAUCUAUGUAACUUGCAUGUGUGUGCGUGCUAAGGAAGUUUUAGUGCAAAGCUGGUCUCUGGUGAUCUGUAAAGGGAAGUGGUCAGUGUCGUCAGGCCUGGCUGUGGGUGGUUGGGUGGUACUGGUGUAGCUCUGCUGCUGAUGGUGGUGUUGAGCUAAUGACACGUGUGCUAUUAGUAGUCCUCUCUAGUAUGUAUAAAAGGGUACAGAACACUUUAAACCCCACAGAACAAACACCUUGCACACCUUACAUUUGACAUUUUGAUGCAUGUUUUUUUUUUUUUUAAAUGAAAACAUGAAUGUAAUUCAGACCCAGUAAAUGUAUUGCUUUUGCAAAAAUAACACUUCUGAUCUGUAAUGUUUAGUGCAAAGGAAACAAAAUAUCCAAUAAUAAUCUAGAGAUUAACAUUUUAACGGCCAAAGUUGGCUUACCAAAUACAUCUGAAUUUGUAACAAAACAAAAAAUCACACCCAAACAUAAUAACUGUUGGUUUUGGUGUAUGUGAAGUUUCCUUAAAGGUGCAGUACGUAAGAUUCAGAAACCCUUGUUUUUAAUGACACCUGUGGCCGUUAAGUGAACUGCAGCCUGUUGCUCGUGAUCGUGCGCACUCCAUAGGGACCAAAACAAAGAGACUGAACGUGAUUCACCGGCAUCAUGAUGACAGAUAAGGUAACAUAAUUAAAAUUAGACAGUUAUGAUUGUUUUACUACAAACUUUGAGACUGCAUAUAAUAUUUGACUCUCCAGUGCUGGAACAGGGCUAAAACAAAGUGUAAAUAUAGGUCUGACUAUGCGAGACUGUAGGGUACGUUUACACGACAACGAUGUAAUAAAAACGGAAAAGUUUUUCCUUUUGCGUUUUUGAAAAGUUUCGCGUACAGACGACAACGUUGUCAAAACGAUCUCCGUUCACACAUAUCCCCGAAAACUACUAAAAACGCUGUAUUAUGCAUGCCAGGCCAGUAGUUGGCGAUGUCACAUGCGCACAUAAGCAUUUUUAUUGCUUUAAUCAAUAUAACAUGACAGUCAAACCAGCUGAAAGCUUAAGAAAUAAACUAAAAGAAAAAAAAAACUAACAAAAUGGUAUAUCGACAAUAUACAGAAUUCAAAAGGCUAUAAAUUAUACAAUAUACAAUGCAUAUAAUAUUAAGAUUCAAAAGGGAAUAUUCAAGGCUUUCUUUAGCGCUUUACUGUUUUUUUUACUCCUUUUAACAUAUUAAAGUUAUACUUCUAUUUUGAAGUGUGAAGUUUGGUUUCUGUGAUGACCAUUUACAUUUAUGAAUUAUUUUUUUUCCAUAAAUCAACAAUAAAUGUAUAAUAUACCAUGCUUUAUGUUCAAUUUUACUAUCAAAAUAAAAUGAAACAUCCUCUUUCCUUAAAUGCAUAUCAAUACCCGUAUUCAUCUUAAUAAAAUAUCCUAAAUCACACCAGAACAUUUUUGUAUAUAGUCAAAAAUGGGGUGUACAAUGCUUUCAAUUUCAAUGUUACAAAAAGCACAUUUUAAAUCAAUAUCUUUUCUAAAUCUUGCAAUAACUUGUUUAACAGGGUAAAUCGCGUGAAUAAUCUUAAACGAGACCUCAUGAAUCUUAUUGGUCACACAAUAUCGUCUUGUAAUUUUAAAGAUUUCAUCCCAAUUAAUAUUUUGAAAUUGUGCAUUCCAAAAAUGUUUGGCUGAUGGAGCUGCACAAUUUUGAUAGGUUUUCCUAAGAUUUGAUAGAUUUUUUUUUUAUCUGUAAUACUUAUACCUUCCAACCUAUCAGUAAAGUCAAUAUUCCGUCUUGAAACAAUGUUAUAUUUUAAUAAUUCAAUAAGUUCAAAAGGUAUAGCAUCAAUCACAGUCAUAAAUUCCUUAAAAGAUAAUGGGAAGGAAUAUUUUCCAGCAAAUUCAGAGUGUAAGUAAAUUACCAUUGCUGUUAAAUAGUUGUGACACCAAUAAAAUAUCUUUUUUAAACCAACUGUCAAAAAGAAAAAAAAAAAAGAAAAUAUUUAUUUCUGUGCUUAAUGUAUUUAUUGUUCCAAAUUAAACAUCACAUAAGCA
Molecule: messenger RNA, 7083 nt
Organism: Myxocyprinus asiaticus (Chinese sucker)
Lineage: Eukaryota; Metazoa; Chordata; Actinopteri; Cypriniformes; Catostomidae
Product: ADP-ribosylation factor 6
Exons: 2
Coding region: 771-1298 (175 amino acids)
Biological process (GO): vesicle-mediated transport; intracellular protein transport
Cellular component (GO): cytoplasm
Molecular function (GO): GTPase activity; GTP binding
Source: RefSeq, a predicted model, not a curated record